Molecule: messenger RNA, 1598 nt
Organism: Musca domestica (house fly)
Lineage: Eukaryota; Metazoa; Arthropoda; Insecta; Diptera; Muscidae
Product: endoplasmic reticulum-Golgi intermediate compartment protein 2
Exons: 4
Coding region: 251-1519 (422 amino acids)
Biological process (GO): endoplasmic reticulum to Golgi vesicle-mediated transport; retrograde vesicle-mediated transport, Golgi to endoplasmic reticulum
Cellular component (GO): membrane; endoplasmic reticulum; COPII-coated ER to Golgi transport vesicle
Source: RefSeq, a predicted model, not a curated record
UGAAUAUUUUCAUUGAAGUAGUUGAAGCCGACAGAACACGUAAACAAAAUAAAAAAAUCUUUUAAAUCCUUAUAAUCUUUUAAAUUAAAAUUAUUUCAAGUUUUAUAUGCUUCCAUUCCUGCAUAUAAUUAGAGCUAAGGUGGGUUACAGAUUAUCAGCGCCUGGAAAUUCCCAAAUUGUGUGCAUAGCCGGUGACUCCAUUUUAGAUAUAAUUAAAUGAAGCAAUAGUUCCAACCGGGAAGAAGUAGACAUGUCAGCUACAUUAAGGUAUCGUGGCAAUAAAAGCAAUCUCAUAGAGAUUGCCAAAACCUUGGACGCUUUCAAAAAAGUUCCAGAGAAAUACACAGAGACGACAGAAAUUGGUGGAACACUUUCUCUAAUCAGUAGAUUAUUGAUUGUAUUUUUGAUCUACAAAGAGAUCCAAUAUUAUCAAGAUGCCAAUUUGAAAUAUGAAUUUGUGCCAGAUACAGAAACUGAAAAAGUUCAAAUGCAUGUCGAUAUAACUGUGGCCAUGCCAUGUGGAUCUUUAUCGGGUGUAGAUUUAAUGGAUGAAACCCAGCAAGAUGUCUUUGCCUAUGGCACCUUGCAGCGACAGGAUGUAUGGUGGAAAAUGGACAUUGAGGCGAGAGAAGAAUUUGAGCGACAACAACAUUUAAACCAUUUUCUGCGUGAACAGUAUCAUUCGGUAGCUGAUGUUUUAUUCAAAGAUGUUAUUAAAUCACAUGAAGUUACUAGCCAGCCCGAGAAAGAACAUAGGGGACAUGGUCUGCCUGAUGAAAAAUAUGAUGCUUGUCGCUUGCAUGGUACUUUGGGAAUACACAAAGUAGCGGGUGUUCUACACAUGGUGGGUGGGGCUAUGCCAGUCGUCGACAUGAUUGGAGAUCAUUUGAUGAUUGGUUUCCGGCGCCUACCGUCGAAUUUUACACAUCGCAUUAAUCGUUUGAGUUUUGGCCAGUACUCGAAACGUCUAAUACAGCCCUUGGAGGGUGAUGAGACUUUUGUGGCCGAUGAAUCGACAAGGGUACAAUAUUUUCUUAAUAUUGUACCCACUGAAAUACAUACAGCCUUUUCAACCAUCAACACUUAUCAGUAUUCGGUUACGGAAAAUAUAAGAGUUUUAGAUGGCGAUGGCAGUUCGUAUGGUUCUCCGGGGAUUUACUUUAAAUACGACUGGUCGGCAUUGAAAAUUAUUGUGCGUACCGAUCGUGAAAAUAUUAUUAAUUUUACAAUACGAUUAUGUUCCAUAAUUUCGGGUAUUAUUGUAAUAUCAGGAAUAUUGAAUUUCAUUUUAGUUUCGGUACAAAAGAAACUACUGUCCAUAUUUGCUCCCCAGCUGUUGCACAUAAGACUGAAAGAAUCUCCUGAGAAUACGCCCUUGGCAAAACCUCAUAUUUUUAAGGAAGUUGUUGUACCACCAACUCAAUUGGUCGUUAGCAACGACUUGAUAACCAAUGCCAAUAUAAUGGCAACCAAAGUGGAGGCAAUUAUUCCUGCACUUAACAAAACAAAUGAACAAUAAUUUAAUUGUAUUUGUAAGCAUUCCAAAGAAUCUCUUGUUUCAUUAUUGAAAAUAAAUGACGUUUUUUCUAAAUAAUUCA